This is a messenger RNA of Plasmodium coatneyi, 889 nucleotides long. Its product is annotated as 40S ribosomal protein S20e. The record is from RefSeq and is a predicted model, not a curated record. Gene Ontology annotation, biological process: translation. The transcript has 2 exons. Bases 346 to 702 code for a protein of 118 amino acids. NCBI's taxonomy places the organism in Eukaryota, Apicomplexa, Aconoidasida, Haemosporida, Plasmodiidae. Gene Ontology annotation, cellular component: ribosome; cytosolic small ribosomal subunit. Gene Ontology annotation, molecular function: structural constituent of ribosome.
AUCGCGCAUUAAACUAUACAUUUAAAAUACGAAAAAAAAAAAAAAAUUCAAUCAAAUAAUCUCUCGCAAUAUCGUAACAUUGUAUGCCAUUCGCAUGGAACAAAUAAAGCACGAAGUGAUCCUUUUUAAAAACAAUCCAAGCGCCUUGUAUUUUACAAAAAUGUUCCAAAGGAGGAGAUAAUAAGAAAUUACAAUACUAGCCAUAUCGUAUUAACAUACCUAUCACGUACGUGACCCAGCAAAUUGUAAAAAUUUGAAAAAGGGGAAAAUAAACUUUUUGUUAAUUUUUUUUUUUAACGAACCAUUAACGCAAAUUCACCUUGACCACAUUUCGCCUUCCCAAAAAUGAGUAAAUUGAUGAAAGGAGCCGUUGAGAGCGAGAAGUUUAGACUUCGUCGCAUUCGUAUUGCUUUAACCUCCAAAAGUUUGAGGGCCAUAGAGAAAGUCUGCAGCGACAUCAUGAAAGGCGCGAAGGAAAAGAACCUAAACGUGUCCGGACCAGUGAGGCUACCAGUAAAAACGCUCAGAAUAACGACAAGAAAAUCCCCCUGCGGUGAGGGUACCAACACCUGGGAUAGGUUCGAGCUCAGAAUUUAUAAAAGACUGAUUGACUUAUAUUCCCAAUGUGAGGUUGUUACUCAGAUGACUUCCAUUAACAUUGAUCCUGGGGUUGAGGUGGAGGUUAUUAUAACAGAUUCGUAAAUUAAGGGAAAAAAAAAAAAAAAAAAAAAAAAAUUAAUUUGAUGAAGACAGGGGAUAUACGUAUACGAGUACAAAAAAGGGACCAAUGGGUAUAGAAACAUUUCGUAGAAGAGUAGGAAAAUUGUUACGCCCAAAUUUUGUGCCUGUUGAAAUUGCUGUUUGAAAUGCUUCAUUCCUCCUUUAUUUA